Molecule: messenger RNA, 1125 nt
Organism: Perognathus longimembris pacificus (Pacific pocket mouse)
Lineage: Eukaryota; Metazoa; Chordata; Mammalia; Rodentia; Heteromyidae
Product: vegetative cell wall protein gp1-like
Exons: 7
Coding region: 1-1125 (374 amino acids)
Source: RefSeq, a predicted model, not a curated record
AUGUGCUCUCAUCUUGGGGCGCAAGCAACAUUCCCCUGCACGGCCCGGCAGAACCUCGGUCCCCGCCUUGCGAUUCCUGAGACCCAGGUGAAUUUCCACUUCGGACUGAGCAGUAGUACCCCAGGAAGACCAGGCCCCUCGGGCUCCGCCCCUGCCCGCCAGGCCCCUCGAGCUCCACCCCCUUCCCGCCAGGCCCCUCGGGCUCCGCCCACUGUCUCCCAGGCCCCUCAGGCUCCGCCCCGUGUCCGCAAGGCUCCUCGGGCUCCGCCCCCUGUCCGCCAGGCCCCUCGGGCUCCGCCCCUGCCCGCCCCUCGAGCUCCACCCCCUUCCCGCCAGGCCCCUCGGGCUCCGCCCACUGUCUCCCAGGCCCCUCAGGCUCCGCCCCGUGUCCGCAAGGCUCCUCGGGCUCCGCCCCCCUGUCCGCCAGGCCCCUCGGGCUCCGCCCCUGCCCGUCAGGCCCCUCGGGCUCCGCCCCCUGUCUCCCAGGCCCCUCGAGCUCCGCCCCCUGUCUCCCAGGCCCCUCGGGCUCCGCCCCCUGUCUCCCAGGCCCCUCGAGCUCCGCCCCCUGUCCCCCAGGCCCCUCGGGCUCCGCCCCUGCCCGCCAGGCCCCUCGAGCUCCACCCCCUUCCCCGCCAGGCCCCUCGGGCUCCGCCCACUGUCUCCCAGGCCCCUCAGGCUCCGCCCCGUGUCCGCAAGGCUCCUCGGGCUCCGCCCCCUGUCCGCCAGGCCCCUCGGGCUCCGCCCCUGCCCGCCCCUCGGGCUCCGCCCCCUGUCCGCCAGGCCCACCAGGCUCCGCCCCCUGUCCGCCAGGCCCACCGGGCUCCGCCCCCUGUCCGCCAGGCCCGUCGGGCUCCGCCCCCUGUCCGCCAGGCCCCUCGGGCUCCGCCCACUGUCUCCCAGGCCCCUCAGGCUCCGCCCCCUGUCCGCAAGGCCCCUCGGGCUCCGCCCCUUCCCGCCCCUCGGGCUCCGCCCCCUGUCUUUUGCCUCCUAACUCACUCAUUUAAUACUCGGUUUGCCAAGUCUGGAUUUGAGUCUUUCUGCGCCCUGGGAGCCGUCACCCAGGUGUGGGCGGCUGGGCCCGCUCUGGCUGAAGUUGAAUUUGGUCUUUCUGACGCCUACCAGUGA